GGCAGCCGUUUGACAUGCUAGAUAUGUGUUUGUAAAAGCAGUCGCUACUAAAUUUUCAUUUUCAGAAAAAUGAAUAAUGAAGAUGCAGAUUUGGAAAUAGACAAAAUAUGCCGCUGUUGCAUGUUUCAAAAUGAGAGUAUGCACAACAUAUUUGAAAGCAAAAAUCCGGCUAAUCAUGGGGCAGUUCUAUUAUCUGAAAUGCUGGUGGCUUGUGCCUCAGUUGAGGUUAAAAUGGAUGAUUCCCUACCAAAAAACCUGUGUGAAGUAUGUACAGACAAGCUCAACACUUGCUAUGAAUUCAGAACACAAUGUCAAAAAUCCGACUCCAGGCUGAGAAAACUGACCACCUCAGAAUCAAAAACAUCCACUAAGCAAGAAAACAUUGUAGUACAUCCUGAUGUACCUGACGACUUAUUUGAUGAAGAGGAUGAAAUUCCCCUUAUCCAUCGGAGAGAAAAAAGGAAAAAAGAUGACAAGAAGGAUAAAAAGGAAGAUUUGAUAGAAUGUAAUGUGUGCCAUAAGGUACUGUACUCAAAGAAAGGCCUGAAGAUUCACAUGAAACAACAUGCUAGUGAUAAGGUCAAGAGUUGCCUAUUUUGUGAUGCAAAGUACACUCGUACCAAUCAUUUGCUGAAGCACAUUAGCACUCACGAUAAGCUUGGUGUUAGACAUCCAUGUGAGCAGUGUGAGAAAACUUUCGAUGCUGCACAGGAGCUUUAUCAGCAUUCUAAGGAACAUGAUGAGUGUGAUAAGGUUGCAGAUGAGAGAAUCAUAAAACAGGAAGAGACUGACAUCCCAACAGAAGUGAAGACGGAACAAAUUGAAAAUGGUGAGGAACAGAUCAGGGAACUGCUGAAUGAGUCUGCACCUGACUCUGAUAAGAUGGCAGUUGCAGAACAGUUUGAUGAUGAUGUCAUGAAUGGCAAUGAUUUUCCAUUCAGCGAUGAUGGUGAUGACAGAGGAGAUGAGAGUGAUGAUGACUUUUUAUUGGACAAGCCCAAGGCUGGGCCUAAGGCUAAGAGUACCGAGAAAAAAGGUAAGAAAGGAAAGAGGAAAAAAUCAGAUGAUGACAAAGCAUUGUUUGAAUGCAAGGAAUGUAACAAAUUUAUGACUACAUAUUUAGGAUUGAGAGUACACAUGAGAAGGCAUACUGGUUCAGAUUUAUCAAUGUGCAAGUUGUGUAACAAAACAUUUAUAAGAAGGAGUCAUCUCAUAAGGCACAUGAAAUCUCAUGGAAUUGAAGAGGCUGAUAUUGAGAAACACAUUCAAGCUGCUUUUGAGGGCAAAGAAAAAAGGGUUAUGGAAUGUGAUUUCUGUGACAGGAAAUUCAAGUAUAGAAAAAGCUUUCUACAUCACAUGCAAGCUGAACACGCGAUGUCUGAUGAUAGUGAUAUCGAAAAAACAGGUACUGAAGCUGAAAGGCAAAAGAGUGAAGGCAAGCCUGUUAGUGACGUGUUAAUGAAAGAGUUUGACGAAGGUGCAAAUGAAGAAGGAAUAGAGGGAGUUUACCCUGUGAAAGCGCAACCGCCUGGUGAAGAUGACGAGGAAUGGAAUUUGCCAGAGCCUGAAAAUACCGAGAAUGUUGUCACUAAGAAACCUAGGAAUAAGAAUCAGGUGUGUCAUGUAUGUGGAGCAUUGUUUGCUAGGGUGAACCAUCUGACGCGGCACAUGACCCUCCAUCGUAACGUUCUCACCCACUCUUGUGACCAAUGUGACAAAGCGUUCAUUAGCGAGGAGCACCUGAAACACCACGUGGAGAAGGACCACGUGAACAAGCCGUACGUGUGUACGGUGUGCAACAAGCCGUUUAGCAGAGGAGAACAUCUCAUCAGGCAUCUGAAGGUACACCAGACCGGUAACGAGGAGGAGAGCAUUACGGUUUUGAGGUGUUCCAUUUGCGAUAGUACAUUUACGAGGUCGGACCAUUUAGCACGUCACACGAAGAUACAUUUACUGCAGGACAAGCGACACGUAUGUGUCGAUUGUGGCAAAGCGUUCAACAGACUGGACAACCUAAAGACCCAUCAACGCAUUCAUACUGGAGUUAAGGAUAAUUCUAAACUACAUCUUUGUAUAUAUUGUGGCAAAGAGUUCAAUAAUUCUAGUAAUAUGAUUGUACAUAUGAGAAGACAUACGGGUGAGAGACCAUACAAGUGCAGUGAGUGUGGAAAAGGCUUCCCUAGAUCACAUGAUCUGAAAUGUCAUGAAAGGACGCAUUCUGGAGAAAAGCCAUAUCUGUGCACCCUUUGCGGCAAAUCUUUCAACAAAAGCAACAAACUGCUACGUCAUAGUCGUGUGCACACUGGAGAACGGCCAUACGUAUGUAACAUUUGCGGCAGAGCAUUCACCCAAUCAAAUGACUUGGCUCUGCACAUGCGCAGACACACCGGAGCUCGGCCUUAUGCUUGUGGUGUUUGCCCUGCUAGGUUUAUCCAAAGCGCACAGCUCAAAAAUCAUCGAAGAACAACAGGUAUAGUAAUAUAAUUUUUUCGGGUGUUUGCAUUUCGUAUUGAUUCUACAUUUUUAUCUCUUAGGUCACUGGAUGGACACACAACCUGAUCUUAAAGGUGGCCAUAGAGUGGAACCUGUCACACCCGCUCACGAACCAGCACCAAUCAGGUUCAAAUCUUCCAGAUGGGCUGCUGAAGAUAGGUUAGGAGGGAUGAAGAAGGAAGAUGAUGCUUCUGAGGUGGUUUCCAAGUCGGAAGGUCAAUUAAUAAUGCAGUCUCAGCCGGGUGGAGAAACUGGUCAGCCAGGUGCGUUAUCUGUGGAUAUCCAACCUAUGCAGGGAGGUCAACCCCAACGGAUUCUCAUGGGAAUCAUGAGCAACAUUAAGCUACAGAAUGAGGUUCAACCUUUGCUGAUCGACGGAAACAAGCUAGUAGAGCUGCACCAAGCAAGUUUAGUGAACCUUAGCACCGUUAUCCAAACGAGCGCCGGCGAGGAGAUCAAAUUAAAGUCUGAAGCGGGUAACGGCGGAAGCGGGGGCGGGUACCCUGUGACUGUCCCUGGCAAACCGGAGGAUACGGCGGAGGCGGGCGGCUCGUACCAGGAUGCAGCUGUUAUUUAUUCCGGCGAACAUACUCCUACGACGUAUACGACCAGCGAGGCGUUCAAUUUCCAAAACUACCAUUAGGUAAUUAAUGUUUUAAUUGUAAUUCGAUCAGAUAGAUGGUGUUGGCGGUGUGGCUAUGGUUUUCUGGCGAGAGCGAAUUGACAAGAAUAUAAUCAAAAUCACGAAAGAUGACUAUUACGUCUUUCCGUUAAUUGUAUUGAAGUAAUCAAUGGACGUACGUCGAUGAUAUAAUGACAGGAACAUAAUGACAACAAAUCUAUACUUAUUAUGAUUUUUCGAAGUAAGGUUAUUUCACUGAUUAUUUUUAUUUUCAUUUUAUUUCAUGGUUUUGAGUGAUACCUUAAUAAUAAUUGAAUCGGCGUUUACAGAAACGACACAUGUCCAAAAAAGUGAUUUUCGAAGAAAUGGAAAAAACAUUAUAUUAUUUGUUGAAAUAAAUGCGCCCUGUGCUUAACGGUUGGAAAUCAUAGUUUAAGGCGGCUGUAAUAUCUUCUAAUAUUUAAUUUUGGUCAAAAUAAAAAGUAAAAAUUUGUACAGCCUUCUAAAGAAUUGGACAUGUGAGCUUUCUGCAUAGCGUAGGAUGAAAUUGAAAUACUUUUGUCUAAUGGAACGUGAUUAUUUAUUACAAAUUGAAAAAAACAUGUAAUUUCUAAUUGGAAGUAGUUGGCCAACUAAGUAUUGAAGUAUAGAAUUCUUGAUAUUCAUCUUCUACAAACGCUGCACAUUUUCUUAUGUGUUCCAUUUUUGUCAUCUUUAUAGGGACUUUUCCCAAUGGAUAGGCCUGUUGAGAAGGUAACGCUACUGCAGUCUUCCCUGACUGUUGGCGUUUGAAUGUGUGUUGGAAACCCCCGUCUAUGAAUUGCGAAGCCUCGACGCAACCCUUUCUUUGUGUGUCGUAACUAAAUUGUGUGAAAUGGACCUUUAACUUAUGUGGUGUAAUGUUGGAAGAAGUUUCCUCAGAUAUUACGUUUUUUUUGUAUAGUUUUGGCCACCACUCUUUAAAGUUUAUAAUAUCUUUUGUUUAAACUUCUUUAACUGUAAAUUUAUUCGACUUGCUGCUCAUUACAAUCAAUUCGGUUAGUUGCUGAACUGUGGAGAUUCUGUCAUGUUUUUUAGUUUUCUCUUCACAAUAGCAAAGUCUCUAUCACAGGGAAGGAAACAGUGACCUCUUAUAGGAAAAUAGUGUACGAUUUUGGAAAACUGGUCACUAUCUGCCAGUGCAAGAAGCAUGCGAACCAAAGUGUGAUUCUUAUUUUGUCCCCAGCAAUUGUCACUGUAUAAGUGGAUCUUAUUUAUAUUAUUUCUGGGAACAUCCUUAAGGUCAAAAAGAGCAAAUCUCGUUGGCAGUUUUCUUCGCUUGCCCUUCAUGAUAUAUAUACAUUCUUGCAGUAUUUUCCUUAAUAUUAUGUAUACAAAACACCGAAAUGUUCAGUUGCUGGUAAUAAAAAACAUCACCUACAGGUGUUUUUGGCAGCUGAACAUUUUGCCUGAAGUCGAAAGCUAAAGCUACAAUAUUUUUUGAAUCACAAGGUUCAUUAGACUCGCUUUUCAGUUUUGCAUAAAAUUUUUUAGUUCGCCGUUUAUGGACUAGCAGCUAUGCAACUGCUGCUCGUUUGGCAGUAUCAUUUAAGUGCGUGUUUUUUAUUUUGUUGCUUAAAGUUUCACAUGUUGCACACAUAUCAACUUGAGGGCGUCCGAAUCUCAAAGAAAAAAUUACUCGAAAAUACUUUGUGUAAUAUGGGUAGCUGACUUUCAAUGUGGGGUAUUUUUCCUUAAAUAAGUCGUACAUAAUCUUUAAAUUCAGCUCACUAUUUAAGUACUUAACUUCUCGAUUUGCAUAAUGGCUUAAUUUAACGGGAAACGACUGAAUGUGUUCUUGAACAGCAAACUGAACUUCUUCGCCGAGUUUAUUACCACUUGGAUUUUUUCCACGUAAGUCUCUAGGGGAUUUUCCUAGCACGGCAAGAUCUUUAAGUCUUCUAACUCGACCCAAAGUUAUACCAUAGACUGAGAUAAAUGCUUUCAAACAAACUUCAAUCUUGACUGAACCUUUGAAUGUGUAGUAUUCAAAGGUAUUAGAUUUUGCUUUAGUUCCCAUCUCAACCCUAGCGCGCCGCCGCUGUAUACUUCGAACGAAAUAAAGCGCACCAUAUUUGAUUGCAGUUCUUCGUUAGAGAAUUUUUCAAAACAUUUUGCUCGAUAGCUAAAAGAUAAGAAAACAUUUCUCAGAAGUCAAGCAGAAAUAAAAAGCUGUUCUAAAGUUACCUGCAAGCGGAGCCAAGUAUUUUGCCAGGAAUAUUAUUACCCUUGUUUUUGUACUUCUUCUUCCACUUUUCCAUAGCUUGUUCUAUUAUUUUGUUAUUUACGACCAGUUUACAUCGUCUCGGUUCCGCUGAUAUCACCAUGUUAUACGUUAUAUGAGCGCCGUAUCUUCGAAUUCUUUAAUUAAUCUUUGUAGGUCAUCUUGAUCGAAAACAACCUAACCUGCUUUAACAUAACCUAAGUAUUCAUCUUUCAAAUAUGAUCGAUCAUGUAACAUGAAAACAUCGUCUAUCUUUGUCGGAUACAUGCAAAUUAGCCAUACAGUUUGUUUAGACAAUGAAAUUCUGUUUGUCUCUGUCUAACAUAUCUGAAACUUCAUUAAAAAUAUUCACAAAUCGCUGUCGUUUGUAUUUACUACAUACUAAAAUGAUGACAUUAUCGUCAUCUUUCCUGAUUUUGAUUAUAGCGAUGUAUUGGAAGCAGUGUUGCCGAAUCUUCCGAUUUUUCGGCAUUUCUGUAGAAAUUAAACUCAUUUACCGAAAACGUCAUUUUCCACGAUUUUUUAAAAUAAUCCAGAUAUAGUCUAAUCAUAAAAUACCCCUGGCUUGCGGAAUACGUGUAAAGUCUGGUUUUAUUGCUGCAAGUUGUUCAAGGGGGUAUUUAAAACAUGGACGCAUUAAAUGGGUACACCAAUUUUCGUGGGAAAAUUUUUUAUUCGACAACAAAUAAUGAGAAUACGGGUUUUUGAGAUUCGGUCGUGUUGGAGGAACGAAAAAACUCAUCACAUAAGAUUUUUAGGUAUUUAUAAGACCUACAAAAUGCGACCACACGUAAAAAGAUCCGACUAAUAGCAAAAAAGUUAUGGCCGAAAACCGAGGCAAACUGCAGGUUUUAGCACUUGUUGGUGAUGCGACUGUGGUUUCUCGCAGAUACUUGAAAUUCUUCAAAUUCGUAGGAUUCAUACUUCUAAAUAACCACAACAAAAUUGGAGUAGAUUGGUCAAGUAGAUUUUGAGAAUUUCUAAUUGUUUAUCAAAGAAACACCUGUUUUCCGGCCAUCACUACUAUUUUAUUGAGCAAUAUACAGGGUUAGUUCAAAGGGAAUUUUAUAGCAAAAUACACUAUUUUACCUUACCGAUAUGAAGCGCAAACCAUUCCGGAAAAUAAAUGUGAUGAAACAUAAUGAACAAAAUCGAUCAAUCUUAUCGCACUAAUUCACUGAGCUGCUGAACAUUUGUAACAUAUGUAAUUUUCAAAAACUUUUCGAGAAGUGUAUGCUGUUUCCUUGUUCUUUCUGGAAAAUUAUAGCCUUGCCAGACACAGAUUAGUUGAUUAGCAGAGACUUUUCAAAUGUAUAUAACUCAGUAAAGUGAGUGAUAUGUGAAAAAUGGUUUUUGCCUGUGUAUUUUAUGUGUAAGAAACCAGGUAGAGUGAAUAAAUUUCAUGAUUUGUCUAAUCGUCAACUUUAGAAUGCCCACUGUGUGGGUGUGGAUUUUCAUUGUAGCUGUUUUGUAUGAUAUAAACAUUUUUUAAAUCUAGUGUCGCACUGAUAAAUAUUUUUUUUUAGUUGACUUUAUUUAUUCAUUGUAUUGAUGUUUAUCAAAUGAUAACUUUGAGAAGUCUAUUACCACCUUGGAUCACAAUUUAAUUGAACUCGGUCAUACUUGCUAUGAAUCCGACGUAACGAAUAAAUUAGAAUUGAUUUCUCAUUAAAGCACUAUACAUAUAAACACUUAUUUUAAGUCGUCAAUCAUAUAUUCUACUUAUAUUUUCAUCAUUCCUAAAAUGCUGUAUAGUCAAGGUACAAGUAUAUGAGUAUGCUAAAUUAAUGUAUUUUUAUCAUUCGGAAAAACGUUGAUUUUUUUUGUCAGUAAUGUAAAAUACAUUUUCAUAAUUUUGUAUUUAUUUCUUCAUUAUUAUCAUCCAAAGCCUGUUACACCUUAACAGGUUAGUUUUUCUCAACUUAGCUGAAGGAUCACCUUACAAGGCAUUUUUAAAGACUACUGGUGGCAGAUAUUUUACGAACUGUGAUCUAGUAACCAAAUACCCCGAAAAAGUGUGACGUGAUCACAACGUUGGGGACUAUCUGCUUACGGCAACGGCGAAUGGCCUCAUCGGAUCAUGGCGUUAACGUUUGAAUGUAUACCACAUACCACCGUAAAAGUACUACGGCUUGCAAGUGAUAUCUUUCCUUACAGGUUUCAUCGCAGUAUUUUGUUCAGGGUAUCGGCACAGCUUAGAUAUCAAUCGGCUAUGAAACUGUCCUGACAGUGUCAAAACGGUCGCCAUAUCAGCGGAGAAAUUUGCAUGUAAAUUUCCCUAGUACAGCUAUGAAAGAGAUUGUAGUGUUUAGCAGCAGCCGGUUUUGCGGCGUAUCAUGUCAGCGACCACAGAUAUUUUUUGUAAUCUUGAAAUGAUAUUUUGAUAUGGUCUAGUGUAGUUUGUGAGAAAAAAUAAUAAAAUGGGGUAUGAUUGUCCAAAAAAAGCGACGGAGAAUUGCUGACUAUUUACAUGGUGCGGCAGUCAAACUUGCAUUUUUGAAAUAACUGUAAAAAAUACGGUUGUUUUUAACAAUUUUAUUGAUACCAUGUUAAUCUACGUCAAAAAGCAUUUAAGAAACAUUACUCAUUUAAAAAUAACAUUAUUCUCGCCUUCAAUUCUUCAAGACUACGAGGCGAGAAAAAAUCACAUGCACUGAGGUCGGAUGAACGGGCGGGCCAAAAAAUGGCUCCGUUCCGAGAUAUCACCCGAUUUGGGAAAAUUUCUUUGAGGAGUUGUAUGCUUACGCGGGCCGCGUGGCUCCAUCAUGUUGAAAUGACAUUUCAUCAUUCAGUCCAUGUUCGCGAAGACGAGGAAUGAAGAAUGUUCGGAACAUUUCCUAGUAGCGCUCCGCAUUCACGGUAACCGCUUGUCCCCUUCGUCAUCUUUCAAAAAGAAUGGGCCUAUGAUUCUCGCACAUCAAACUGUUACCUUGGCCGGAUGGAGAGGUUUUUGAGAGUUUUCAUCGCUCCAAAGUCUAAAAUUUUGCUUGUUAACGUAGCUGGAGAGAUGGAAAUGCGCCUCAUCGCUUAUCCAGAGCAACGUGUGAAGUUCGUCGUUUUCUUCCACCAUUUCCAUAGUUCCCAACACCGACUUCUCAAAUAGGGACAGUCCCGUAAUGUUAAAACCUCUUUCAUAGUUGUACUAGUGGAUUUUUUUCUUCCAAAAUGGCGGCCGUUUUUGGCACUGACAGGAAAGUUUCAUAGCUGAUUGUUAUCUAAGCUGUCGUAUCAGUAUUCCCAUAAUCUCAUCGUUAUUAGAAAGUCGUGAUCACGUUACGGUCUAAUCACUGAUAUCAAAAAGUAACGAUAUUAGAUAUUCAUUAUUCAAUAUCGGCCAUCUCUAUUAAAGAGCAUAAUAUACAAGGUAUAAUAAUUGCUCAAUAAGCUAAACUCUAAAAGUUUACCUAUUUCGGAAGCCGGUAGUAUUACAAUUAAUAACUCAGUCUUCUAAUAAAAAUUAUCCAAUCCCUUAAGAUCUAUUUAUACUCUCACGUUUCCGUACCGCCGGCGUAACGCUACCGUUGGCAAUUAAAAUCAAUUCAUAACAUUUCUAACGUUACGGCGCGUGAGGCAUAUCCUAACCAAAAAUUGCAUUUUCCACAUGUUUGAAGGCCAAAUUUGCAACAAAUCUCCAGAUAUUCCAUAUUGUUUUGAAUAAAAUUUAACAAUCUCAAACGAAGCCAUGUCGAGCAAAACAAAACAUGUCAUCUCAAACAGAGCGAAAAGCACGCGGAAAAACCAACUGAUCUGUCGCAACAAACACGUGAUUUAUAAGCUCUCUUUCAUUGGAUGAAUUGGGAUUGGCCACGGCAGAAAGUUCGUCAAGUCUAGCGUCAGCGUUGCAGAAUUCCUGUUUAUAAACAGUUUAACGUCAAGCGCAUGAAUCGUACUAUCCGUCAGGUCGACCAUUGUAGGCAUACCUUGUAAAUGAUCCUUAAAAGAAUACUUAAAGCUAUAGUUAUAUAUUAUAAGGUAUCCAAGUUGUGUAUAGAUUAUGUCUAUAUAAACCUAAAAUAAGAUUGUGACUUGUGUACAACUGAUAUUUUUAAUAAAUUCGAAAGAGUGA
Molecule: messenger RNA, 9444 nt
Organism: Acanthoscelides obtectus
Lineage: Eukaryota; Metazoa; Arthropoda; Insecta; Coleoptera; Chrysomelidae
Source: the annotation of a GenBank genome assembly